AUGUUCCAAAGUUUUUAUGCUAAAGCCCAAAAAGUUGGCAAAAUCGUAUCAAUGACUUCACCAAACAUUCCAAUUCUUGCAAACAGUCUCAUAUUUAAGGUCGAAGUGUGUUGGAGGCGUAAAGCACUAAGAGCCAUUUACAUGAGUCACAGUGUUAUAUCCCCAACAUUACCCUUUCAAGCAUCGGCCAAAGGGCAAAGACCAUAUGGACGUAGGAUACCAAUAUUGUUUAGUAUACUGGAAGAGAGGUUCAGUGUAGGGUACGAGAGCCACUACAUGCAACAAGCCAUAGCGCUAUACCCUAACAUAAUAACUUGGGUUCCGAAAAGAAGUUAUCAAGUCAAAAGCCAAGUUUUUUUUCCUAUUUAUUGGAUGUCUACAGAUCUUGAUUCAUUCGAUAUUGAUUGGUCAGCUAAAAAUCUAUCUGCUUUAACAGACUUAAGCUCUUAA
Dentiscutata erythropus is the source of this 450-nucleotide messenger RNA. The record is from the annotation of a GenBank genome assembly. NCBI's taxonomy places the organism in Eukaryota, Fungi, Glomeromycota, Glomeromycetes, Diversisporales, Gigasporaceae.